This is a messenger RNA of Pseudophryne corroboree (corroboree frog), 1086 nucleotides long. It is a transcript of the gene KLF1, whose product is annotated as KLF transcription factor 1. Gene Ontology annotation, molecular function: DNA-binding transcription factor activity, RNA polymerase II-specific; RNA polymerase II cis-regulatory region sequence-specific DNA binding. The record is from RefSeq and is a predicted model, not a curated record. The annotation marks the transcript as partial. NCBI's taxonomy places the organism in Eukaryota, Metazoa, Chordata, Amphibia, Anura, Myobatrachidae. Gene Ontology annotation, biological process: regulation of transcription by RNA polymerase II. The transcript has 3 exons.
CAGCAUCCACAGCAGCGCCAGGCAACCAAUACAGGAGGAGAGGGGGAUGCUGCAGCGGCGCUUACUACCAAUCAAAUAGCGCUGCUGCUGCUCCCUGCUCCCCCUCCCUCCUCCUCCUUCUCACCUCACACAGCCUGCACCGAGAGGAAGCUGCACGAGGAGCCUGUCAGCGGGGAGAAGGUCUGGAAUCCUCCAGCCCCACUGACGGUCACAGGGACCAUUACCGAGCACCCAGACAGAUUUCCUUUGAUCUCUGCUCUCCUGGACGGCCCUAUUUCUCACAGCAAAAGGGAAGACUCCUAUUGGGACCUGGAUUUUCUGCAAACUAACUUUCCAGAGUCCUGCGCAAGUGCCAGUGACACCCCCCAGGCACCUGCCACCCGAUGCCAGCUGCAGACGUUCACAGAUAUGUGCCAGUCUGACAUGUUCAAUCCACCAUUUAUUUCCUCUGAAGACAGUCAGACAGAUCCUUUGUCCUUUGUCCCUACAACCACAGCAGAGGUUUAUACCAGGCCAGAAGAAAGUAUAGUGACGGUAACUGGGGAAUCAACAAAUCAUGACCAAUCUGGCCACUGCCUAGAGAGUGGUGCUUACAACGUACAAGAGACUAUGGGGUAUGUGUACACCCUGAUGUCUAAGCCAGACCUAAAGUCAACUGUUCUUCCCAGUGACCACUUCUCCAUGUACCCGGUUCCAAUUUUACCAAGGACCUUCUGCCACCAUAUAUACUCACAAUCUACCACCUCAUCUAGCCCUCAAUCAUUUUCAGUACCGGCAAAGGGGAUGAAGAGCAAGAAGAGCAACCGAACAUCAAAGAAAAGCAUCACAUACUAUAGCUGUACUUACUAUGGAUGUGUAAAAUCUUACGCCAAGAGCUCACAUUUGAAAGCACAUAUCCGUACACACACUGGAGAGAGGCCCUAUGUGUGUGAAUGGGAAGGUUGUAGCUGGAAGUUCGCCCGCUCAGACGAGCUAAUUCGACAUAUACGUAAGCACACGGGUGUGCGCCCCUUCCAGUGCCAACUCUGUCAGCGAAGCUUUGCCCGCUCUGACCACCUGGCUUUACACAUGAAAAGACAUGAAUAA